UUUUUACUGUGAAUAUUUAUAUAUAAAUAUUCACAGUAAAAUAUAAUAUAUAAUGUAUAUUAUUUAUAAUAUAAUAAUUAUUGCACUGAUUAAUUCAGGGUGCACACGUUUGAGAAAACUGUCUUAAAACUUAAAAUUAAGAAUAAACUUGUUCUAUUUCAGGCUGUAUUUGUUGUAAAGCAUUUUUUCUACACUUUAGAGGUCAUUUCAGUGUUAAAGUAGUAAACUCAACUGAAUCUUUUUCCCACGAUCUGCGUUAGUGCGUGAAAUCCUUUCCUGCGGUCCAGGACUACUAUUCCCAGAAUCCUCAGAUGCCGUAAAUGACGUCAUUCGAAGCAGGAACACCGGCUUACCACUGUCAGCCGUGUGCUUUUGCAAAAAAAAGACUGUUUUUACAGACGUUUGGAGAUACUUCCUCACCGGCAGUGUUGUUGUUGGCGUUUUCACAGUUGGUGGUGAUGACACCGUUACUGUCGCCGUGCGUUGGAGGAAGAGGAAGGAGCUGCUGCUGCUGCUGCUGCUGAUGACAUGCGGUUAGGGAGCUGGCUGACACACGGACGUGAGCUGCUGGUCGACACCGACGGAGUAUCCGGGCUGAGACCAGAGGAAGAUGCCGCGGAGAAAACAGUCCAACCCGCAGCCGGUGAAAUUGGAGUCGGAGGAUGGGCCGGGGGUGUGUGAUCCGGGAUGUCUGGUCCUGGACAGUGACUUCCUGUUGAGUGGAGAGUUGGAGUUUGGAGAUUCGGAGAUCAUCAGACUGGACAGAAACACGGGUAUGACCGUGUUCUCGUUGAGCGUGGAAGAUGUGGACGAUGAGUCAACGGCACCGCCACACUCUGCCUUCCCAUCAUUCCUUUCCUGUAAAGGCUGUGGACAGCUGCUGGGAGCCUCGCCUCUGGGAACAGGAUUGGAUUUAGGUCACCACUUCCCUUUCAGAUUCCCACAACAGGAUGUGGGUCUGGACCUGGGGGCGGAGCUUUACUGUCUGACCUGCGAGGAACGCCUCCAAUGUGCAGUCUCAGUAGACUCCUCCCAGGCGGAGCGUCAAAACCUGUCCAACAGAUUCAUCAGCGGCGCCUCCGAUGGGAAGAGGAGGAGCGGAGGGAAAACCCACAUGGCUCACAAACUGUACUCCUGCUCGCUGUGCGCCUUCACCUCGCGUUACUCCAACCACCUGAAACGCCACAUGAGGAUCCAUGAUGGGCAGAAGCCGUAUCGCUGCCCCGCCUGCCCCUACGCCUCCACGCAGCUGGUUAACCUGCAGCGCCACGCCCGCACCCACACCGGAGAGAAACCCUACGGCUGUCCCCAGUGCAGCUAUGCCUGCGGUUCCCUUGGCAACCUGCGGAGGCACCAGCGCAUGCACGCUCAGGACAGAGCGCAGAGGAGGGAGAAGAAGAGACGAGUGAGGAGGAAAAAGGCAGACAUGGAAGCCCAAGAAGUGGUCUCUAACGUGACACUACGAGUGUCCCGGGAGUCAGGUUUCCUCCAGACCCUGGGGGGUCUGGGGUCUCCGUCGGCCCCACUGCCUGUCCUCCUCUUCCCGUUGUGCUGUCGGAUGUGCGGUCUAACCCUGGAGGAGGUGGACCUGGAGGGGGACAAGGAGGAAAGCGGCGUGGACAUGGACAGGGGACAGGUGUGUCAUCGAUGCUCGUUGGAGCUUCUGGCCAAAGAUGGCGGUGGUUCCGUGUGUGGCUCAGCGGGGUCCCAGCGGGGUCAGCGUAGCGCUAAGUUGUACCGCUGCCCUCGCUGCCCCUUCCUGUCCCGCUACCCCAACCACCUGGCCCGCCACGCCCAUACCCAUUCCAAGGACAAACCGCACGGCUGCCCCCAUUGCUCGUACACGUCCUCCCACCUGGACAACCUCAAGCGCCACCUGCGGGUGCACACGGGGGAGAAGCCAUACCGCUGCGUGUCCUGCAGCUAUGCCUGCGGGAACCUGGCCAACCUGCGGCGCCACGAGCGGAUCCACUCGGGCGCUAAACCCUUCCACUGCAGCGUCUGCGGCUACUCCUGCAACCAGAGCAUGAACCUGAAGAGGCACAUGCUGCGGCACACAGGUGAGAAGCCGUAUGCCUGCAACGAGUGCAGCUACACCACGGGACACUGGGACAACUACAAACGCCACCAGAGGAAACACGGACACAACACGGACACCUGGGACAAGCACAUGCCCAUGGACGGCCUCAGCUGGGGCAAAGACGCCAUGUCCAGCCAGGGUUAGGGUUAGGGAAGGCUAACCAUAACUCUAACUGUAACCCUAGGGAAGGCUAACCCUAACCUGGGUUAGAGUUUGGGUUAGGGUACGUUAGUGUUAACUUACCCCAACCCUAAUCCUGGAAACCACUGCACAGCAUCAGCUUCAGCUGAUUGAUUUAUCUGCCAAACCUUAACCCUAGUCCUGAAGCCCAUCCAUAACACUAUCCCUAGUCCCUAACCCAGUGUUUUUCAACCGUGGGGUCGCCUGGAAUUCAAAUUGGAUCACCUGAAAUUUGUAGUAAUUGAUAAAAAUAAAAACUUACUAAUAAAAAUAUAUAUGUUGAGUUGACAGAGCCGA
Messenger RNA from Sphaeramia orbicularis (orbiculate cardinalfish), 2557 nucleotides. RefSeq names its product zinc finger protein 513-like. The record is from RefSeq and is a predicted model, not a curated record. NCBI's taxonomy places the organism in Eukaryota, Metazoa, Chordata, Actinopteri, Kurtiformes, Apogonidae. The coding region runs from base 611 to 2224 and encodes 537 amino acids. Gene Ontology annotation, biological process: positive regulation of transcription by RNA polymerase II. The transcript is spliced from 7 exons. Gene Ontology annotation, cellular component: nucleus.